Molecule: messenger RNA, 14841 nt
Organism: Stegodyphus dumicola
Lineage: Eukaryota; Metazoa; Arthropoda; Arachnida; Araneae; Eresidae
Product: dual specificity calcium/calmodulin-dependent 3',5'-cyclic nucleotide phosphodiesterase 1-like
Biological process (GO): signal transduction
Molecular function (GO): 3',5'-cyclic-nucleotide phosphodiesterase activity
Source: RefSeq, a predicted model, not a curated record
AUGAGAGAAGAAAAUCUCGAAGAAGAAGAUAACUUUAAUGUCAAAGUUGAAACAGACACGGGACCCGCCUUGAAACUGCGUCGAAGUGAAUGGCGUCAGCUCGAGUGUGACGACAGUACUAUAUUUAUUAAGGAAAUGAUUAUAGUAGAUUUUAUGCUUUCAAAAUUUGCAAUGGCUAACCCACCAGAUGAUGAAGAUACGACUCCUUCAAAAGAUGACGAGAAUUCCCAGAAUGCCUCUUCACCAGGAGGUUCAGUCCUCGUUCGCAAAACUAAGGAUUCAUCCCAGAAGUCCCCCACAAACGACUCAGGAGAAGGAGAAGAUGAACUUCCACCAGUGGACACAUUGGAAGCCUGCGGCAAAGCUGCCGAAAAGCUCCGAGACCUGUCCAGUCACGUGAACGACGGAGAAGUGCCCAUGGAUCUUUUACAGCAGACGGUCGGUUACGCUGUUUCUGUGUUGGAAGCUAUAUACCUGGACGAAGCCAAGCGUCUUUUGGAUGAAGAUGACGAAUUAUCAGAGGUCCAACCAGACGCAGUGCCACCCGAAGUCCGAGAAUGGUUGGCAUCCACUUUUACACGUCAGAUGUCCACGACUCGAAGAAGGUCAGAAGACAAGCUGAGAUUUCGUUCUGUAGCACACGCCAUCCGAGCUGGCAUCAUGGUUGACAGGAUCUACCGGCGGUGUUCCAGUUCCAGUAAUCUACAGAUGCCGGCACAAAUUGCCCAGAUACUUAAGAAUAGCGAAGACUGGUCAUUCGACGUGUUUGCCCUCAAUACCGUUGCUUCUGGACAAUGUUUGAGAUACAUGGGUCACUAUCUCCUGAACAGGUUCGGUCUCAUACAGAAGUUCAAAAUCUCUACGGCAGCUUUGGAGGGUUUCCUCAUCCAGAUCGAAAUCGGUUACGAGAAGUUCAGAAACCCAUACCACAACAACAUGCACGCAGCUGAUGUUACGCAGACCGUAUCCUAUCUCUUGUGUCAAGCGGGACUGGCGAAUUGGUUGACAGAUAUUGAAAUAUUCGCUACUUUAUUUGCCGCCAUUAUUCAUGAUUAUGAGCACACUGGAACAACUAAUUCAUUCCACGUCAUGUCAGGAUCAGAAACGGCUCUUCUGUAUAAUGACCGAGCAGUGUUGGAGAACUAUCACGUGAGCCAGGCAUUUCGUCUUUUGCGUGAUGAAGAACACAACAUCCUCAACAAUUUAAGUAAAGAAGAAUAUAGAGAAUUCCGAGGACUGGUAAUCGAGAUGGUCUUGGGCACUGAUAUGUCCUCCCACUUUCAGCAGAUCAAAACAAUGAAGACCCUGCUCUGCCAUUCAGAUUUCAGUGCAAUGGAUAAGGCUAAAGUAUUGUCACUAAUGCUGCACUGCUGUGACAUCAGCCACCCUGCGAAAGACUGGAAUUUGCACUUCCGAUGGACACAGAGACUCAUGGAAGAGUUUUUCAGACAGGGCGACAAGGAAAAGGAUCUCGGUUUGCCCUUCUCACCGUUGUGUGACAGAAACUCUACUCUAGUCGCUGAAUCUCAAAUUGGUUUUAUUGAUUUCAUUGUGUCACCGAGCCUGGAGGUAUGCGGUGACGUUUUAGACAGGAUCCUGCAUCACGUGGAGGCGAACAAAGAUGGCGUAAUCGCUGAAGACAGCACAGCUCCGACGAGGUGUUUACAGACUUCAUCCCCAGCCAACAGUCCGUCACACAGCCGAGCUUCGCCAAGACUCUUCGGAAGCCCUGGACAGUCACCGCGUCACCUUCCAGCCGGAGGGUCCGUGCCCAGACCUUGGCUCAAAUGCUUAGAGAAUAACAAGUUAAUGUGGCAGGAACUUAGCGACAAAGAUGCGGAACUUCGAGAGCAGAUAACAGAGGCCAGUAAGAAGAGGUUUAGGGAGUAUGCCAACGGACUUGACAAAUAAUAAAAGAGUAGCAGCUCGACACAGCUAGCCUGUACGCAGAUGAUGGACCCUUUCACAGUCAGAGUCACUGUCAUUCUUUCGUGAGAGAAAAGAGGGAUAUAACUAAUCCCAUUUCCUCUUUGCUAUUAUCAUCAUCCCAGGGUUCCCACGAUCUUGCACAGAAAGAGUCAACAUAGUUUUGUCUUCAGAGCUUCUUUCUUUAGUUGCAUUUUGUGGAAGAUAAUGAUCCAGAAUUCUGGUUUGCUGGAAAGGCACAACUGUGGGUCUCUCGCCAAAUAUUAAUAACAACAUUCUCGCCUUAACGAUAAUUUUCUCCUGAUUUUUUACUCCAUCAUUUAAUUAGAACAUGAUUUCUGCAGAUUAUAUCUCCAGCUAAUAUUAAAUUACUAACGCAAAUAUAUGAUGCACGCGUGUUUCAAUGAAUUGUCAUCAUUUCUAUUCCUGUUCAAUAAUAUUUAUAAUAUUUCAGAUAUAUCUAUGGAAAACUUAGUGCUGAAUUGGUGGUUAAAAUAUAUUUGAAAUGUUCUUAAUUAUUGAUUCAUAAUGUUUAAAAUUUUUUAUAAAAUCUUGACUAUUUUAAUGCAUAUUUAUAAAUGUGCAUCAACACAACAUAACUUAACCUUACUUCAAUAAUUUUUAUUGAUGUUCUUAAAACUUCUUCGAAACUAUUAAGUAUAUUUCUUUGUUUGUUAUAUUUUAAUGAUGCAAAACACUUGAAAUCCUUUGACAAAACUGUGCUCCAAUCAUGCAGAUUUACAAUCAUGCUAAAUUAAUCUUGGAUAGAGUUAUUCGUAAGUAGCAGUUAUUCAGUUCAUGAUAGGUUACAGUUGUUUAUUUGUGAAGAGUACUGCAACUCAAUGCUUCAUUUUUUUAAUUUGGCGAGAGUAUCUGCCAAUUAAAAUUUCAGAAAUGUUCGCUAAUUAGAGCGUGGGAACUCUGCAAACCACCACCAACCACCAUUGUGAUAUAAAACAAAAAUCCGCUUACAACUGCACCGUGCCCUACACUUUUCAUUCACUUCGUGCUGUACAUACUCUUUACUAUAAAUUUAUGAGCAAAAAGAAACUUUCCUUGUAGAAAUAUAAUAGGAAUCAGCGCUCUUCGAUUGAUUUUCGUGAUAAUCAUAUGUAUCUCUAUUUUACACUCAUUGCCAUAAAAAUGUGCGAGUCAAGAAAGAGUUGUCAGGAUCGAACGAAAUUUGAUGUAUGUGAAUGCAGUGUUCAUAUAAUUAAGUUUGAGCUUCAAACCCGUCGUGCGCGACUGCACUCCAUACGAAUGCGACGAUUAAUGGUGUCAGCACAUGAAAUGGGCGCCGAGAUACCAAAUUUCCUUCAGCCAGGCACCUCACAAUUGUACAGACAAACAUAGGGGCGAUACUGAAAAUACUUCACCUGUGUCUGGAUUGUGGACAAUUAUGCAGCUGGCGUUGCAUGUGCGUGUCAGAUGAUAUGAUGUUACUGUCCGCUGUUGGUCUGCCAAGGGCGUCCUGUCUCGUUGGUAUGCAACCUGUCUCUGUCGUCCACUAGUCCCAAUGCACUUCCUCACAGUGAAGUCAGGACGGCUUAUAUGGCGGGCUUGUUCGCUGCGCGGACCACCCAACUUACAUCAUCUCGAUGAUUCUUCCCCACUUGAUCUCUGAAAACUGAUCAUAGUAUCUUCGAUGACAAUGUAACGGAUCUCUAGUGAAAAGGUGUCCCCUUGAAACAGUUUAACUAUAGGCAAAAUGCCUCUGCGUAUCGUUUUUAUGUGCCAGGAGAAAACGAACCUCAGUGGCAUCGGAUGGCAUUACACAAUGUGCAGUCAUGCUGUAUGUCCAAUCAUUUGCUUAUCUGUCUGACACGCACCUUCAUGCCAAGCUUUGUUACGAUCCAACAAACAGAUCUUAGUCCGCAAAUUUUUAUGGCAAUAACUGUAUAUGAGAAUAUAUGAGAAUAUCAAAUUUAACAUAUUUUCAUAAUUUAAUGUACAAAUCUGAAAGCAAAUGAAAGAAGUUUAUAAAACAUGAAAGGAAAAGAAAUUAAUCCAGUAUAUGUAUAUAUUAUUAUGCUUCAUCAUUAUACAAUAGGACUUUUCAGCAAAUAUACUUCUGCGGAAGCCUUUAAAUAAUAUUUAUAUUCCCAGUGAAUCCCUCAUAAAAUUUAUUAUGUAUCAUUAUUAAUAUAUGUUAUUUUUAAAAACUUAAUUAUCCGUAAAGGAAAACGUAUAUAUUUUUUCAAGUUGUUGAUGUAAUCAAAAAUUUAACUUCUUUUUUUCGCAACUUUGUUAAAGACAAACUGUUUUUCAAGGGCCUGGAUUAGAUUAGAUUGUCUUGAUCGAAAACUUCAUUUUCAUUCUUGCAUUUUCUGCGUGUAAAAUUAAUUGAAUUCUUAUUUUUUGUUUUAGUUAAUACGGAAAAUACAAACCACCAACUGUCCCAAAUAAAAAAUAAAUUACUUUAGGGAAAAAAUUACCUGUCAACAUGGAGUUACCAACGACGACGAAGAGCGCUGAAUCAAACCCCUAUAAAUCCUUGUAUUUUUGCCCCCUUUUCUCUAUUAUAUUCACAUUGAGUGUAAAUAACAGUGAAGUACAUAUUUGUUGUAUAUUAUGAUAGCGUUAUUCUGCAAUAUUCAUGCAAAUGAGAAGAAAAAGUGUUUAAACUUAUACUGUGCAUGAGUGUAACAACAAACAAUGUGCCAUCGGAAUCUUAACGGUUCUUUCUUGACAUGACUUCUGUGUUUUUUUAAACAAAGCACUCUUACAUUAUUUAUUAUAGUUCAAAGCUUACACAGAAUAUGCUACAAACGUUUUCUGAACGUCAAGAAUCCUUAAUUUUUAUUUACUGAACUACCUUCAAAUACUAGCGUUAAUUUUUUAAACGUUCUGUGAUGGCCUUUUUUUUAUUUUUUCAUUUCUCAAACGCAGUGAGUUACGAAAUAAAAUAAUUUAACAAUUCAUUUCUAUCGAACGUCAAUGCACAAAAAUAUUAAACCCUUUUUUGACUUAAAUAACAGAAACCUAUUUUAUUGACUUGAAAAUUGACUUGAACUAUUUGACUAUUUGACUUGAAGAUUUUUAAAACGUAAAUAAAAUAGGAAGAUUGAAGAAUGUAAGGUUCAUUAAGUGUUCUUAAAUUUAUUUUUAGUUUCCAUUUAAGUGAAUUUAACCAAGGCCAACGAAUUUUAACCCUGAAGAACGUUUAUUUAAAUUUCAUUCGCUAAACACUUUCAUAUUAAAAAUUUAAUUAUUACAUUUUUAAUUUUCCACUUUCUGUUAUUUUUUGCUUGAAGCAAGUGCUUGAUAGUCCCUUCCUUCAAAGAAAAACUAAGGAAAGCUCUCCUAGUAUAUGGUAUAAAUUUAUGUUAGAUUUACUUAUGUACGGUCAAAGGUGAAGAGAGAAAUAAAAAAAAUAAUAAUGAAUUUCAAAAAAGAUAUUGAUAUUUCCUCUUCCAUAAACAUUUCUGUAUGCAUUUGAAUAACUUUUAUAACUUACAGAAGUUUCAGAAUUUCUUAUUUGACAAUUGUAAUAUUUUUAUGAGAAAAUAGUUUUUGUCAUUAAAAUAUUAGUUUUAAUUUUUAAAAUUAUAACGUUUUAAGCUCUAUUUCCUUAUUUCCCUAAUCCGUAUUAAAAAUCUAAAUUCUUCCGAAAAUCAUCCUCUUGACCCAAAAUAAAAAUGAAAAUAUAUUCCUACAUGAAAAUCAAAUCUUUAUUUUAUGUUUAAUGGUUAGGCAUUGCAAUAGCAUUUUUUUGUAGUUGUGCUACUUACGCUUUGCAAAACUGCUCAUUUCUGAUCACUCGCAAAACUUUUCUAGCUAUUCUUGGAAAGGUGUUUUUGUUUGUUUGUUUACAAAAAUGCUUCAGUGUCCCCUUUAAUAAUUCUCAUAACUUAGUCACAGUUUCCCCUGAAAUAGACUCGUAGGUUAGAAAAGUGUCGUCAGGACACAGGAACCCAGAGACAUUCUGCUGGGUUCAAUGUGGCCUGCAUCGUUACCUCCCGAGGGAGAUUCGUCGCUUCGUGUUUUCUAACUUCUCGAAUGCGGCGAAAAUGAAAAGGUUAUAUUUUUGGCCUAAUUAGCCAAAAGCAGGUUGUACAGGAUCAUACAAAGAAAAGUUUACUUAAAAAGAAGCGAAAUAGGAAUGCAAUUUCAGUCCUCCCUUCAGCUGCAUUGCAAUGGGAUUUACUGCUCAUUUGGAGCAGAAGCUGCCCCAAAACGUCCUGCUGAAUGUUAUCUUUUAGCCAGUUUCUAAGAAUUAAGCAUUGUUAAGCAAAAAUAAUUAAGCAUUAUUUUUGUUACACUCAUGUAAUCAGUAUAAACACUGUUGAGAAUUACGAGAUGUGUUACGAUCUAUAAGGCCAGAUAGAACAAAUAACAUCUAUAACUAAAAGCUUUUUCAUCUUAAAUUCGUUGGGAAUUGAACAAUGUUCUUGUUAAAGCAAGGGUCUCAAACUAGCGACCUAAUUUUAAAACAAAGACCAUAACAAUGAAAUUACAAUACUUCCCCUCCACUUGAAAAAAGAGGCCCUCUAUCAGAUUCCCUCAAAACUGGUAGAGCUUUUCCAUAAGCUUAAUCUAAAAUUACAUUUUGAAUAAUUUUUAAUUUAUUUGAAAAGAUAAAUUUAUAAAAAUGUGUUAAAAUGCCUUUUGUGAAGUUUCAUACUUUAAAAUAAUACCGCAAAAGCAUUUUUAAAAAUGAGAAUUAUUGAAAAUGUUGUAAAGCUAAAAACCGAGCCACGGUGAAUUAGAUAGAAUGGCCUUAUGUACUGCUAAACCUGUAUUACUGUCUGAAACAGAUUAUUUGUUUUGUGGCUCAUUAUAGCUCUUUAAGUGACUAAUCCGGGCCGCCCCCCGGGUUAUUUUCUCUAAUAAUGGAGGCGGAACUGUAGAGUUACUGGGAUGGGACUAUAUUAUACUAUCAAUGAUGAAUUUCUGGUGUCCCGCCCAGUUUUACCUGAAUUAAGAUUUUGAGAAAUCAUUCUACCGGCAAUUAUCCGGAAAGCAAAUUAUGAUUCUACUGCUAUUUAAGUGAUUUGGAAUUUUAUAAAAACUCAAAACUUAUUUUUUAGCUGCAAAGCUCCUAGCUUUAAAAUGAGGCGAUGUCAAAAAUUCUCCUCUGUCUAGUUUUCGAAAUUAUUCACAAAUCAUAUAUUACUCUGGAAAAAUUUAUUUUUACCAAAGUCAUUGAAAUAAUUUUUUAUUUUUGCUCUUUCAACCAAUGCCGAUAUUGGGCUUUUCCUGGAAAAGUUCUGUCAAACAUGAUCAUUCACAAUAGAUAUAAUUACAUAUUGUAUAUACUACUGGACGCGAUAAGAUAAUGUUUAUAACUUCGGUAUUUUCGAUUUUAUUAUUUAAUAGUUUAUGACGUUAAAUAUUAAAUAUUGAUUAACGUCCCUAAAUAUCCGGACGUUUUAUUUAAUAAUUACUUGUUAAAACAAUUCGAAAAGUUUACUUAUUUUUUAUCAUAUCCUUUAAAAGUAAUUACUGUUGCAAUUUAAGCCUUUUAAUACCAUUCCGUUUAUAUUUAUUUCUGCCUCAUUGCAAGCAUUUUAAAAUAAUUACCACUUUUAUCAGUAAUAUUUAGUUUAGUUUAGAUGUAGCGUGAUUUAUUGUCAUUUUUCAGUAAUAUCUGGUUCAGUGUAGAUGUAGCAUAAUUUGUUACCAUUUUAAGCAGUUUUUCUGUCAGUUUAAUCUUGCAACAUUUUACAGAUGGUCCUAAAUAAUAACGCUAAGUAAUUUAUCUAGUCAACGGAAUAGUGUGAAAUGUCUAUAAAUACUACGCUUUCAUAUUAAGAUCGCUACAUUUUUCAUAACAAAAGUGCAAUAAUAAUCAUUUUGCUGCCAUACCAUACGAUUUGCAUGAAAAUUAGAAAAAACUGCAUUUUACUUCAGCGUUUGAGACCCUUAUGAAAUCUUUUACUUAAAGUAAACUAAGAGUACUUAUUUUUUAUUAUUGUUAUUUUUAUUGCAUUUUCAAUAUUUAUGUUAUUUUACAUUGUGUGAUACUGUUUGUUAAUUUCAUAUGUAUAAAGUCAAUCAAUAUAUCUUAAUGCAAAGCUUAUAAAGUACGGAAAUUCAGUGUUAUGUUACUCGAGUGGAAAAGUAUACUUUUUGUACCACUUAUGUUUAUAUUUCAUUUGUAUACCUGCGUGUAUAAAGAUUUUGUACAAUGCCAUGUGGUAUUGCAUCAGAUGCUGAAAGAGUAAAUCAAGUAUCCUAUUCUAUUAUAUUUGUAUACAUAUAUAUAAAUUGCAUGCCGUAUUUUUAGAAAUGAAUAUGAAGUCUAAAUUUUCUACUUUCAAAGUAACUUAAGCAAGAAUUUUGCUGCAUAUGAAAAUGGCAUUGAUAGAAUAAUUUUAAGUUUCCAGUUAAAGGGAUUCUCUGAGAAUAUUUGCAGUAAAAUCGCUUCUUAUUUUCCAUUCAUUUGAUAUUUCUCGUUACACAGUAUUACAUGAAGCGAUUUAUCAAUAAAUUAUUUAUUAUUUGGUUUAUAUACAAUAUGAAACUGUUUCCUUAAAAUUAUCUGUCAAAUCUUAUUUUUGAAUUAUGUUGUACCCUAGUGAAGGUGGUGGCAUACAGAAGUGCAGCAGAUUUUAGAUUUAUAUAAUCAGAAAUUCUCGAUUUAUUUUAUUAAUGAUCUUCUUCUUUAUUUCUUUUACAUCGUAAAAAAAGUUUUAAUUAAACGGAAAACAAAAAAGAAGUACACCUGCAUCAAAAUGAGGUACCCUUCCAUUGAAAGUGAUUUCGUAUUAUUUUAGUGGAAGGCUUAAGAUUCCUUUAUUAACAGAUGACUUUCGCAACAUUUUGCUUGCUUUUUUUCUUACUAAUUUAUUUAUAUUAUGAUACAUAUAAUCACAUGUUUCCAACAAAAUUAUGCAAAAUAUUUGUGCUGCUUUUGAAGAAAAUUGGCCUGUAUGUAAUUCCCUCGAAAUACACAACUCAUUUCUUAUAACACUAACAAAAGUUUAAAUAUAAUUAAGCCUAAUAUUAAAGUGCGUUUUAACUUAACGCUGUGAAUGCCACGUCACUCAAACAUGAAUGAUGAGUAAGUUAUUCCGUCACCCGUUGUGGUGAUAGAUUUAUUAAUCUUUAAUUAAUCUAUUAGGUAUGACAAUAUUAAAAACUAGCAAAUUUUUAAUAGUGACAAAACUAUUUAAGAGAAGCAGCACUCAAAAUUAUGCACGAGUACUUACAGGUAACUUAUCCGUUAAAAGAUAUUCAUAAAAAUACUAGCUUUUUAUGACAUACAAAGUGUGUCCGAAAAGUUUGAUAAAUGAUCUCAGAAAAUAAAGGAAACAAGAAUUGCAAACAAAAUACCUUUACUGGGCCUCCAAAGUAAUCACCAUUAGCUACAAUACACUUCUGACAUCGGCAGGUGACAGGUGACGGAGGACGGGGACGUCUGGUGUUUAACAGGGGUAAGCAGGCAUAUGUCCCACGCCUUCCACUAUCCAGAUGCAACAACUCCCUGGAUCCGCACAAGGCCGCACCGGGAGUUUAUUGAUAUUCCAUUCAAAUUAAACAUGGCCAUACAAGGGCGACAUUGUGUUACAUUGAAAUUUGAUGUACAUUUGUGGGUAAAGCUGUGACAAACUGUCAGCAAACGCUUCUUGUGGAAUCGCUCGAAGCACCGUGGUCAUGCAUUGUUGGAUACCUUGAAGGGCUAAUUUAAGACGGGAAAACAAAAAGAAGUGUGGCAGUGCCAAAUCUGGAGAAUAAGAAGGGUGUUGAAGAAUAGAAUUGCAAAUUCUGGUCAGACAUGUCGAUAAAAUCUCUAGACGUUUUCAUUCGAGUUUGCUUCCGCUCGUCUGCCAGCGAAUACGGUACAAAGUAGGCAUAAAUCUUCUGCCUUUUUCUAAUGUAAGCAAUAGUGCUUACACUGUCUUUGCUUAUCUUCAAAUUUUCUGCUAUCAUUCUCAAAGACAGCAGCCGAUUAUCCACAAGCAUCCGCACCCAUUCAAUGCUGUGUGGGACUAGGCCUAUUGGUGGUAGCCUCGAACGCUGCUAAAGCGUUUAAACCAAUCAAACACACACUUUUGUUUACUGCUUCGACACCAUAGACUUGCACUAACAUUUCAUGAGUCUCCGUCGCCGGCAUCGCUAGUUUAAAGUAAAACUUCAUGUAAAGGCGCUGCUCCAUAUUGCAAAGACACGAAUUCUCACACUGACUUCAUUAGCUUAGUCGCAGCGUGUACCACUGCUUCACUUCGGUGAGUUGCACGAUAGGGGACGCUUGUUGACAUGUCUGUCAAUAGAUCGAUGUCACUUUUUACUUAUAGUUAAUUAAGUACAAAAUAACUUACUUUUUCGAGUUUGUUGAGAAUAAGAAAUAAAAAGUAAAAAGGAAAGACUUUUGGUUUAUGAUACUUCAUGCACGGAUUUCCCUUUCUGCAAAAUUUUCACUCUAUAUCUGCAAACGUAUAAAAAAUGUGUAAAUAAAUGUAAUCAUAUUUUUAUAAUGUAUAUAAACAAGCCAAAAACGAAUUAUAAGCACUUAUAGUUUUAUAGUUUAGUUACAAUAUUGAGAAGACGUCGGAUAAAACAAGGUCUAGAAAGGUAAUUUAGUAAUAUUUUACUAAUUGCUAAAAUUUAGUGUUCUGUAAAUUUUAAUAAUCAAUAACCAAAAUAUGUAAUAAGUAAAAAUUUACUCAUAUGAAAUUGGACUAAAAUAUGAUUAAAAAUAUACUUACAAAAUGUAUCCUAUUGAUCCACUUGGGUUUUUCCUCGAAACAAAAUCACAUAUUAUCCCUCCAACAGUUUUUCAUCCUGUAUUUGUUUUGAUUAUCAGUUUGCCUGUUUUGUUGGUAAUAUACACCAGCGCUAUUAUUUUAAGGAGAUGGUUUCUACAUAGUAUAUAGUUUAUCCACUCAAAACAGUAGUAGAAUGGUAAAGUAAUUUUUAAAAAACUUCUGUAACCUAACAUAUUCCAUGGUUAAAAAUCUCAAAAUUUUAAUUAAUUUAUUUUUUAGAUACGCGCAAAUGAUUUGUAUCAAACCAUAAAUUUGGAUAAAUAUCUAAAUUUUACUGAGCAUUCAACUUGAUCUAACUUUCAUUUCUAUAAUAAAACGGACCUGUGCCAACAAAUUCUAACACCUGAAGCAAUCUCCAUAUGGUUUCCCAUAUAUAUAUAUAUAUGUGUGUGUUUUUUAAUUUUUUCACUAUAAUGCUUAAUUUAUUAUAUUUUUAAUUUUGCGAACUCUGCAUUUUACUUGCAAGUGUCCUUCUCGCCCUGUUCUCGAUCUAUUUAAAACAAAAUAUUAAUUUUUAAAAAUUAUCUUUCAUUUUUAUUUUAAAUGAAAAGAGAAAUAAUUUAAUGAUAAAAACGUUUUUAUAUGUAUAUAUCACUGCACACACAACUGGUUGUAAAACUUUUUCUCAAGCAUUUUAUUUUAAAUUUUGCAAACUUUUGAGUUACGUUUAACAUGAUUUUGUAAAUUACAUGCAUUCUUUGGUUCAAUUUCGCAGGAAUACAGUGGCAAGAAAUAGCAGCAUUUGACUAUUGAUAACGAUUUGAAAACUAACAAAUAUACGAUAUAAUUGAAAUAUAUUUUCACUUUAAAUUCACCUCAGUUGACACCUUAAACUUCUAAAUAACAUAGUUCUAAUAUUAAAUUUUUGAAUGUAAGAAAAUCCUUUUUUAUGGGUUAGUCAAGAUAAAUUCACAGUAUAUUAUUCCACAUCCUACUUUUACGUAUAUCCCCUUUAUCAGCUAUGAAAUAUCCCUUUAAUUGGAAGUUAUUAAAUGAAGCUUAAAUUUGUAUGUAAUUGCUAAAUUCUUUCAAUGCCAAUUUUCAAGAUUUUAUUGCUACUUGGAUGAAAACGUCAUAUAUUCUUAGAAGAGUGAUGAAACAUGUUAUCAUCAAAGUGCAAACUUUUACGUAUUAAAUUAGCAAAGAAUUUAUCUCGUGUAUGUUAGAGAGUGUUUAACCAAAAUAGUUCAGUGCUCUUACUAGUUCAUAGAGCAUAGCUUAUAGAAAGUGAAGCGCUUAUGAAAGCCUCCAUCCAUUCAAAGUCUUAAAUCUCGCUUGUGCUGCGUCAGUAUUUUGAUACUAUAUCUAUUAUAUCAUUGCUAAAAUAUUACGUAGAGCUAAGCCUAACUGAUGAAGUCUUGUGGCGUAGAACACUUACUUUUCAUGCCCUUUCAAUGAUUAUAUGUACUUGUCCGAUAGCAGUUUACUAACAAUUUUUUGGCACAGAUAUGAUACAGACUGUUGAUUCGAAAUAAAGCAAUUUAACGUAACGUGUGGUAUAAUGUGGAUGAGUUGAUUAUUGUCUGCGUUUUAGUCCAUAUCACUUUUUCUAUACCAAUAUGGCGCCAUCUAGAUUAAGAAUUCGAUGUAAUGCAGACUCACUCGUGUAAAACUCCGUCAUUUAGGUAUUCUUGAUCUGAGUACUCUCAGUCAUCAAUAUCAUGUGAAGGAAUUGCAUCAAAACAAAGAUUUAAAUUAAAGACGGUUGACGCAAUUUUUCGAAUUUUGAAUAUUCUGUCUACUUGUGUGAAUCUUAGCCUAGCAAAUACUUAUAAAUGAUUAACUUCUUGGCUUUUAAAUCAAUACAGUAUCUGAUCUAAUCAUCUGUUCAAAAGCUAUAGUACUAAUAUGGCAAUUUAUCCAAGGUUUUAAGCCUUACGAUUUGAUAAAUCAAAACAUGAAACAGAAAUGGGCCAGUGUAAUGAAUAACACAACCAGAAACAGUUUCGCAUUUCUGAUAUUUUGACUGAAUAUGAGUUUCUUGGUUUAUUGGAAAUAUCCAGCUCUAUCUUAAUAGAAUCAUGCUUCUUACAGUUUUAACGCUGUUUCAAGGUUCUUGCAUCGAUAGCAAUACGUUUGCAAAAAUAUCGAUCUCUGUACUGACCAUGAGGUCCCAUGAAACUGCCACAUACGUUAAGAUGGCACUGGAAACUCCAACAUUGAAUAUGCUGGGAUACUAAGAGAACUUAGAAACAUAGCUACCUAUUUUUUCACUAAUACACAAGCACUCAUUUCUUAACUAGCGUAGUGUAUCAAUUCUGAUGUCACCUUUCUGCGAGUGGAGUAUUCCGGCUUGCUCAAAAUUCGCUAUCAUUCCGCUUACUGGAUCUGUUUGAGGUUACAAUUUAGUUAAUUACAUACCUACAGCCUCGUUUAUCUUUUUAUUUGAUUUUAACUUUCUGAAUAAUAACCUCUCUGCCUGAAUAUAACCAUCUUCUGAAAUAUAAUCUUCCUAAUUCAUAACCUUCUGGAAUAUAACUUCCGUGUUUAAAUAUAACUUUCUUCUGGAGCAUAGCUUCUUUCGGAAUAUAAUCUGCCUGUAUCAUUUUAAAUUUCUUCUUCGAUGUAAUUGAUAAAACUUUUGCUUCGUUUCAGUAGCUUACGUUCCACAAGUAAGAGUUACGUUGAAUUGUUAUAUGUUUUUAAAAUUGUUUCUUCGUACUAACAUUCUACCUUCUAGAAAAUCAACAGUUUAAACAACAAGAGUUUCUUGACGUGUAUAAAUCUGAAGAGGCAUGUUUUUGCACUUCCAAGCUGAAAAUGGAAGUAGUGAUCCAUAAAAUCAGAAAGAUAUACUAAUUAAAAAUCUCACAGUUCAAUAUCAUAUUAUUGAAUAAAAAAUCUGUUAGGAAUAAUUAUUAUAUAGCAGGCAAGAGUAGCAGGUGAUAUUAUAUUUGAUUUCUGACCCCUGUCCUAGUUGGAUCCAGUGAUAUCUUAGUAGAAAAUGCAUUUAUUUACUAAUGUGGAUAAGGUGUUAGUUAUCUGUUAAUUUCCAAAAAUUAUCUAUCUGCUAAUUUCUAAAAAUUACUUAUCCGCUAAUUUCCAAAUUAUCUCUUAAUUUCCAAAUGAUAGUCUUGUGGUCUUCAGCGUUUUUUUUCGAGAGCACAUCAAGCAACGUAAUUGGUUUGGUAUAUUAUGGCAAAGCACUCGAGGACUAUUUGCCCAAGGAGAAAUGCCUUCAUUGGAGACUUUCUACGAACACUGGCUUGUUUCUACGUUACACAUUAGAAAAUCUUCAAAAACGCAUAUGCAGCCAGCCCGUUCACCGAGAUUCGGACCCUGGACCGAACUGCACUGGUGAGAGACUUAACAGCUUGGCAACUGGUGGGCUGUAACGUAACUGAUAGUACUAUAGUUAAAAUAGAACUCCUCGAAUGAUUUCAUUAUAGUUUUCGAUAAAUCAAUAGGUAGAAAAUAAUUUAUUAUUCAAAAUAACAUUUCAUUAACCUAUGUUAGGCAUUUUCACAAUUUUUAACCCGCCAAGCCCGUCAUUUGCCGUAUAAAGCACCAUGAUUCUGGUUGACUAACUAUUUACAGCAAAGCACGUGAGUGCUAUCUCAGGAGAUGCAUUCAUGGAGAAGUUCCUAAAGUUAUGUACGGGACUGAUUUUGUUCUACGCCACUCAACUUCAAUUUCUAUUGAAACAUAAAUUUUCAGCGUGCAAGAACGGUGAUCGAGACGUGGGACCAAACGAGUAGAGAAAAUGUAUUUAUUGAGGCUAUACAAGUUGGACGUUAAGAUUUUCAAAGCUUGAUUAAGAAUGCUAAUUUUAGAUGUCAACAAUGUUUUUAAUGAAUUCUCAAUUGUAAAUUUAAGGAUUUAUUUAAUGAACGUAAAUUACUUACUUUUUUUUGAUAAUUUAACAAAGAUAAAUAAGUAGUUUUUGAUUAUUUAAUGACCUUACAUACAUUGCUUUUAUAAUCUGCUGUAUUUAAUACCUAUAUAUAAUAUAAUAAUGAAGGUAAGUAUAAUUUUGUAUAAUUCGUAUUACACAUUGGUAUUAAAAUUACUUUUGUUAAGUAUUUUGUCGUUCAGCUAACAAAUUUAAAGAAGUUGAUAAUAUAAAAUGAAUGUUCGAGAUGGUAACAAAAUUUAUAUUUUCUUUAGAAUUGCAUAGACAAAAAAUUAUAUGAGUAUUUCAAAAAUAAAAUUACUGUUUAAUGAUUGUAAAAGCGAAAAUAUAAUUAAAGAUGUUUUGUCCUUA